AUGCUGGAAGAAAGGGAUACAAGUGGCUCUCCAGGUGAGACUUUGCUCAUAUCUGAGCAACUGGUUUUGGGCGACCCCUGGGUCCCUAUCUAUAAGAGAGCAGUGGAUUUCGAUGCUCAUCACUUUGAAACUGCCAUGGCUAACUUGAUCAGACAACCCAAUAUCAAUUCGACGGUUAUUUUGAGAGCCGAUAUCUUGAAGGAAAAUGUCUACGACCCCGAGAAAGGUGAUACAAUGUUUGUCAGUAAGAUGAUAGACAAGGUUCCUGAUUUUCCGUCCACUUCCAACUCUGAUGACAAUUCUCACAAAACAGACUUGAUUUUGCACAGAUAUUUAGACGAUGCUACAUUCAGACUGAUUCCUACGGAAAACUGUCUGGUUAACUUGGUUUCAAAAUGUGAAAUAGUUCGUAGAAUUAUCCCCAGAAACCCCUUUAAAGAUCAUAUCAUUAACCAGACCUGUCUAGUCUUGACAUCUCAGGAAGGAGACAAAGGGUUGAAGUCAGACGACUCUGUGCUCGUAGUAUACAUCCCACAUAUCAAAUCUAGCGAGGAAACACCCUUCUAUCUUCCUCCAGUAUAUGCUGUAGGGAUAUUGUACCACCAGGGAAGUCUUUCUAUCCAGUACUUGGGUUUUAAUUACGAAAAAUCUAAUGAUGAAACGACAUUGCUUAGAAAUAUGGAUCCUGCGGAAAGACCCAUUCGUAUAGCCUUACGUUUAUUGCAGACGUCGGCUAAACAUUCGCUUGGAGCUAAAACAGGCUACGAGAAAAGAGUCAACCACGAUAUGGUAGUGCCGAAAACGGCAUUCCAAAACAGAUACAUUAGUUUGAAGAAGAAGUACUCGUCUAAAUUGGUAAAUCAAUGGUGUGAAAGCACCGAUCCCAAGAAACAUGUUUUUGAAGACCUCGCGAUUGCAGCCUUUUUGAUAGAGUUUUGGCUGUUGAAGUACAAGGAUUCACAUCUGUUUGAGUUCAGAGACUUGGGUUGUGGCAAUGGGUUGCUUGUAUAUAUAUUAAUCAACGAAGGUUAUAGAGGCAUAGGAAUUGAUGCUAGAGCCAGAAAGUCCUGGGCCAUAUAUCCAAAGGAAGUUCAGGACUGUUUGAAGGAACAAGUUAUCAUUCCUAGCAUUUUACUCAGACCACAUCCAGCUGUAUCUCGAAUUGCACCUCAUGUCACAGAUAACGGCAGAUACUACCAGGUAGCUGUACAAGGAGAAACUGCGAGUCAGAGUUCAGAAGUGAUGGCACCAGGAGGUAUCGCGUACUAUUCAUCAUCGAGCUUGCUAAGUUCCCCACAGGUAUGCACUACAGAUGAUUUUCCCAAGGAUACUUUCAUUAUAGGAAACCACUCAGAUGAGUUGACGUGCUGGAUCCCGUUACUAGGCUAUUCGUUCAUGGUGAUUCCAUGUUGUUCGCAUGCGUUAUCAGGAGCCAAGGCAAGAUAUUCACCCAGAAAGGCUGCGAGAGCAUCCAAGUCAUCGUCUACUUCUACAGUGAACUCGUCGACUUAUGGUGCCUUAGUUGAUCAUGUGGAAGACUUGGCUGUGCAGAUGGGCUGGGAUGUUGAAAAGGAGAUGUUGCGUAUUCCAAGUACGAGAAAUGCUGCGAUAAUUGGUUCGUCCAAGAAAGAGAUUUCCGACGAAGCCUGGCAGACUCGAGUAUUGGACAUUUUGGCAUUAUCAGGAGGAGCCGAAGGUUUUGUUGAGAAUUCUAUGGCUCUUACCAAGAGAGCACCAAGAAACCAUUAG
Molecule: messenger RNA, 1749 nt
Organism: Scheffersomyces stipitis CBS 6054
Lineage: Eukaryota; Fungi; Ascomycota; Pichiomycetes; Serinales; Debaryomycetaceae
Product: tRNA (uracil) methyltransferase
Exons: 1
Coding region: 1-1749 (582 amino acids)
Biological process (GO): tRNA methylation
Molecular function (GO): tRNA (uridine) methyltransferase activity
Source: RefSeq, a predicted model, not a curated record